This is a messenger RNA of Sorghum bicolor (sorghum), 2878 nucleotides long. RefSeq names its product coiled-coil domain-containing protein SCD2. Gene Ontology annotation, biological process: cytokinesis by cell plate formation. Lineage: Eukaryota; Viridiplantae; Streptophyta; Magnoliopsida; Poales; Poaceae. The record is from RefSeq and is a predicted model, not a curated record. The transcript has 16 exons. Bases 152 to 2644 code for a protein of 830 amino acids.
AAGCUCCAAAUCCGCGGUUUCCCUUUCUCUUCCAACAUUUCCGUCCGCCCACCAUCCGAAGUUCGAACCCAAACGAGACACAAGGCGGAACCGAAAAGUCAAACUAAAGUCAAAGCGGCGGCGGUUAGGCGGCCACCCACCCCCAACGCCGAUGGACGCGCCCCGCGGCGGCGGCGGCGGCCACACGCGGCGGCCGGGGAUCUCCGGCGCGGCGGCGGACCAGCGCCGUGCGGCCGCUGCGCAGGCGAUGGCGCGCAUGGAGGAGAUGAUGCUCGCGCACGCGGGCGCCGCCGGCGAGUUCAGUAUCAUCCUCGACGCCCCUCUGCCUUCGCUCCAGCAGUACCGCCGCAACCCCGCGCCGCCGUCGGCUGCCCCCUCGAUCUCCAAAACCAACACCUCCCCGCUCCGACGCGUCGCGCAGGGCGGCGGAGGACGCGACGACGGAGUCCCCGCGCGCUUGCGCCGCGACGGGAGCGGGCACGACGCCCUCGGCGACCCGGACACCGCCGCGCGCACCUCUCGCCGCGGCGCUGUCGACGGAACGGGCGCCGGUGCGGCACGACCGCGAGCGGGUGGCGCGCGCCGCGAGCGCGAGCAGGAGGAGACGGUAGAGGCGCCGGUGAGGCUGACGGACCCGCGGAGCGUGCGGAGGCCGGUCUCCCGCGGCGCGACGCCACCACCGAGGUCCACCGAGGUGAGACGCGCGGCGGCUCAGGAGGAGGAAGAGCGUGCCGUGCGCCGCGAGCACGAGCAGGAGGACACGGUGGAGGCGCCGGUGCGGCUGACGGACCCGCGGAGCGUGCGGAAGCCGGUCUCGCGCGGCGCAACGCCUCCAUCGAGGUCCACCGAGGUGAGACGCGUGGCGGUUCAGGAGGAGGAAGAGCGUGCUGUGCGUCGCGAGCGCGAGCAGGAGGAGACGGUAGAGGCGCCGGUGCGGCUGACGGACCCGCGGAGCGUGCGGAGGCCUGUAUCCCGCGGCGCAACGCCUCCACCGAGGUCACGCGUAGCGGCUCAGGAGGAGGAAGAGGAGACGCCGCUUCAGCUGCUGGCGCGCGGUGGGCGGAGCUCAAGCACGACGAGGCCUGCAGAAGUGCCGCAAGCAACAGUAGCGCCGCAAGCUUCAGAGGCCGUCGCUGCUGCCAGCCUGCCUGCCACAAGGCCCUCUAGUCGGCGGUCGAGGCGGGACGUCGGCGUGAAGCAAGUUGUGUCUGAGGUAGCGUCGAGCGUGGACUCCGACGUGGAGAGCAUCGGGCGAUGGAGCAGCCGAGGGAGCGACGACGGUGGGGAUGAGGCAGUGUUGUUGCCCAGGCCAUUGGCGGCAGUCGUCGCCAGAGACCGGAGCAGGAGCAAUUCGCCCGCGAUAAGUCGGAAUGGUGUGGACUCAGCUGCAGCGAAUCGCGCACCAUCAACAGGAAGGUCAACCUUUGCACCUCCAGUUGGCGUUAAUGUGAGGCCUCUACAAGCUGUGGAAAUUCCCAAUGGGACACCUAGGGAUAGAAGGGCUGUUUAUCCAGAUCCCACUUUUGCCCAGUCCACACGGUCACGGGACUCACAUGACAGUUCAACACUAACAGAAGAGCUUGAAAUGCUAAAAGAUGAGAAUGUAAAUCUCCUGGAGAAGCUUGGGCUAGCAGAAGAGAAACUUAGACAAUCUGAAGCCCGGACAACGGAGCUUGAGAAACAGGUUGCUAAUCUCGGCGAUGGGUUAUCUAUGGAAGUAAAACUUAUGAAAAGGAGGGAGGAGAUGCUUGUAAGAAAGGAGCAAGAGAUAAGAAAAGCUCUUAUAUCCAAGAAUGGUAAAAGUGAGGAACUCACCGCUCUUCAACAACAGCUACAGUCUGCAAGAGAAGAAGCAUCUGCUGCUGUGAAGAAACUCAAAGAAGCUGAAUCCGAAACACAAGAGUUACGUACAAUGACACGCAGGAUGGUCUUAAGCAAAGAAGAAAUGGAAGAGGUGGUCAUGAAGAGGUGUUGGUUAGCCCGUUAUUGGGGCUUGGCUGUCCAAUAUGGCAUCUAUCCAGAUAUCUCAAUGUCAAAACAUGAAUACUGGUCUUCACUUGCACCUCUUCCGUUUGAGUAUGUAACAUCAGCUGGACAGAGAGCUAAGAAUGGUUCUGAAACAGAAAGUAAUGGUUUGGAAGACGUAGACAAGCUUGUUCAUGAUUUGACUGUUACAGCAGGGGAAGGCAACGUAGAAACCAUGCUUGCUGUUGAUAAAGGACUUCAAGAACUAGCUUUCCUGAAGGUUGAGGAUGCGGUACUUUUUGCCCUUGCCCAACACCAUCGUUCUAAUGUUGCUGGAGCAGCUGAUCCAGAUAUUAAAUCAUCUGGUGAUGAAAAAUUCACUGAAGCAUUUGACUUAAGCAAGGAGGAAGAAGAAGAUGUACAGUUCAAGCAGGCUUGGCUGAUCUAUUUCUGGAGGAGGGCUAAAACCAACAGCGUGGAAGAAGAUAUUGCAGAGGAGCGAUUGCAGAUGUGGAUCGAUCGACACGGCCAGCAACCAACGUCACAUGACGCUGUGGAUGUCGAGCAAGGCAUCCACGAGCUGAGGAAGCUGGGCAUCGAGCAGCUCCUAUGGGAGCUCUCCCGCCAUGAGGCGAACCUCACGAAAGACGAACCGUCGGAUGUCGAGGACCUGACCUAACAGCCUCAGCGGACGACGGCGACCAUCUUCCGAAUUGCAGUUCAGUCACUCAUAUAUUUGUAUAUCAUACAGAAAAGAGAAAACUGGGACAUUGUAAACAUUUUUGUGGUUUUGGUUUUCAGCUUUGUCACAAAAUGGUUCAUUGAUUCUUUCCCCCCAUGUACAUAACUUCCACCCUACUUUUGUGUUAGUAAAAAGCAGCUUGAAGUGUGCAAGUGAAAGUGUUUUUUUUUA